AUGCGGCUCUCUUCACUAACGGCCUGCGGCCCCGGCGCGGCAGCGGAGCUUGCCAGUAAGGUGCGUGCGCUCCAGGCGGAUGCUGUCUUCUGGCUCACCGAGUCCUCGCAGCCGGCGGAGCUCGCAGUCGCUCUUGCCGACUCUGCAGAGAGCGUCGUCGGAGCAGUCACGACGCAAGGCCUCAUCGGCGGCGGCGGAGAGCACAGCCGGUCGCUCGGCUCCGCGUCGAUGCCCGGAGUGCCGUACUCCUUUUCUCCGUCGCCCGAGGCGGAGCGGACAGUCGCGCUUGCCAUCUCCGGACUCAGCGGCGGCGCGAGCAUGCUCCCGUGGCACUCGCCGCCGGACGGCCUGCCCGAUCUCCCAGAGGCCUUUUGGACUGACCACGCUGUCGGAGGCCUCACGGUCGGCGACAGUCGCUUCUUCGUCGGGGCGACAGAGCACGACGGCGGCGGCGUCGGCCUCGCGCUCUGCGGCGUCGACCUCGAGCCGCUCGGGGCGCGGCCUGUCGGUCCCAGCUUCUCCAUCACCGAGAGCGAUGGCAACGUCAUCCGCGCCCUCGACGGAAUGGAGGUGACCGCGGCGCUCGAGCCGGUGCUCAAGGAGUUCUCUUCGGCGAAAGGAGACCUCAUGGCGGGCGCCAGCGUGCCUGGCUCACUGCCCCCUUGUCACCCGGCGCGGCAAGAGUUGCGCGCGAGCGCCGCCGCCCUCGCCGCCGCGACCGGCGGCGGCGCGGCGCCGGCUGGUGGUCUGAUGGUGCCCCGCCGCCCAGAGCGGGGGAUGGUCAACACGGAACCGGUGCCGUGUGUUGGGCGGGGCGCCGCUCUCUACGGCGAGGAGGGCGUGGAGAGCGCGGUGCUCCAGCAGUCGAUGGGGUCGCUCGCGCUGGCGGACCACGCGCCACCCGCGGGCUUCUUUGCCGGCGGCGAGAUCGGGCCGGUGGGCGCGCGGACGUUUGUGCACACCUACACCACCACGGUGGGCUUGCUGCGAGCGCGCAGUUAG
Molecule: messenger RNA, 1002 nt
Organism: Emiliania huxleyi CCMP1516
Lineage: Eukaryota; Haptophyta; Isochrysidales; Noelaerhabdaceae
Exons: 7
Coding region: 1-1002 (333 amino acids)
Source: RefSeq, a predicted model, not a curated record